This is a messenger RNA of Orycteropus afer afer, 1152 nucleotides long. RefSeq names its product DnaJ heat shock protein family (Hsp40) member C28 (gene DNAJC28). The record is from RefSeq and is a predicted model, not a curated record. The transcript has a single exon. NCBI's taxonomy places the organism in Eukaryota, Metazoa, Chordata, Mammalia, Tubulidentata, Orycteropodidae. Bases 1 to 1152 code for a protein of 383 amino acids.
AUGAACCCAAUGUGCUUGAUGAUGGCUCACAUCUUAAGAUCUCACCUGAUAAAUGCCACAGCGAUUUCUAAUCAAAUGAAAAUGCUUUCAUAUCUUGGUGUCAUUAGGUAUAGAAUGAUGUCAACCCACAAAUCCCAAAAGAUCAGAGAAUAUUAUAGGCUGUUGAAUCUUGAUGAAGAAUGCUCUGCGGAUGAUGUCAGAGAAUCUUUUCGUAAGCUUGCCAAGCAAUACCAUCCAGACAGUGGCUCUAGUACAGCUGAUUCUGCAACAUUUAUAAGAAUUGAAGAAGCUUAUAGGAAUGUGCUUUCCUAUGUGAUAGAACAAACAAAUGCCAGACAGAAUAAAGCUGAAGAUGAGGAAGAAGAUAAAUUCAAAUAUAAAACUCCCCAACACCGGCAUUAUUUAAGUUUUGAAGGUAUUGGUUUGGGAACUCCAAGUCAACGAGAGAAGCAAUAUAGGCAAUUUAGAGCAGACCGUGCAACUGAGCAAGUGAUGGAAUAUCAAAAGCAUAAACUGUAUAGCCAACACUUUGCUGAUAGUAUAAUUGUUAAAGAUGUAAGAGAGAGUAAAAAGCAAAAGAUAACACAAGCAAUUGAGCGUUUAGUGGAGGACCUCAUUCAGGAAUCAAUGGCAAAAGGAGACUUUGACAAUCUCAGUGGGAAAGGAAAACCUCUAAACAAAUUUUCUGGCUGUUCAUAUAUUGAUCCUAUGACUCACAACCUGAAUAGAAUAUUGAUAGAUAAUGGAUAUCAGCCAGAAUGGAUACUAAUGCAAAAGGAAAUAAAGGAUACCAUUGACCAACUCAGAGAGGCAAUCUUAGUGUCAAGAAAAAAACUUGGGAAUCCAAUAACACCAACUGAACAGAAACAGUGGAAUCAAGUAUGUGAGCAAUUUCGAGAAAACAUCAGAAAACUAAACAAACGAAUUGAUGAUUUUAAUUUAAUUGUGCCCCUCCUGACCAGGCAAAAAGUCCAUUUUGAUGCACAGAAAGAAAUUGUCAGGGCCCAGAAAAUAUAUGAAACUCUUAUAGAAACAGAAGAAGUCACAGAUAAAAACCCAAAUGUCAUUGAUCAGGGAGAAGGGGAGAAAGUACCUGAAGCCACGACAGGUUUUUUUAAAUGGAUGAAUUUGUGGAAAUUUAUUAAAAUAUGA